AUGUACUUCAGGUAUCAAUGCAGUAACGGAUUUAAUUUUUUAAACAGCGGUGUAUGCUAUUCUAUAGUGGUUGCACUCGUGGUAACCUAUACGCUUGUUUACAUUUAUAAAUGCAAUGCACCUAAUCUCGGUCAACCUCUAAGAUGGGACUGCUCCUCCAACAAUUUGCAACUAAAUCAAAUCAAUCAAACCAAAGUGUUUCUUGGGAUAUUUUCAACAAGAGAUAAACUGAUGCGCCGAGAGAUGAUUCGCGAAACUUACCUUCAACAUCGACCUGAUAAUAUGGAAUAUAAAUUUAUUAUUGUUGCCCAAGACACGCUUGAACUACAAGAAGAAAUAAGCACCUAUGAUGACAUACUGCUUGUAAAGAUGGAAAAAGAAAAUAUGAAUGCUGGAAAGACAUACGAGUUCUUUAAAAUGAUGGCAGGGUUAAAGAGAUACAGUGAUUUUGAUUUUGUUUUGAAAGCAGAUGAUGAUGCCUAUUUACAUUUGGAUCGAAUUCAAUUUGAUUUAGCACACACAAAUAGGAAUAUGUCCUAUUGGGGAUAUCUCGUGGGUAACACAUUCAUGGCUGGACAAUGUUAUGGGUUAUCAAUGGAUCUUGUCAAAUGGGUAGCGAAUUCAACCCUGACUCAAAAAUAUAAAGCAGGACAUGAAGAUUCUCAAGUGCAAAAAUGGUUUCUUUGGUCCAAUAUCAACGAUCAAAUACGAUACGAAGUACGAAACUGUAGAAUACAUGAUCAUAUAAACUCUGGAUCAGUUUAUGCAAAGGAUAUCGAUAUAAACAGUUCAAUGGUGGUACAUCACUUGAAGAAAGAUCAUUUUUUUAUGAGAACUCAUUUUGAUCUAUCACCAACCUACAGAUAAAAGUAAAAUAAAAGUAAAAAAAAAUUCAUCUUUGUAUUUUAAUACCCCACUCUGAAGGUUUAUCAACUAUGUUUGACUUUAAAGUGAAGCGCAGAUAGUUUCAUAUUUACACAACUGCUGUCUAUAUUAGAGAAGAAAUUUAUACAUGACAUUGACUUAUGCUGAGUUAAAGAAAACACCGUUUGCUGACGUUUUUGGUUAUAUAUUUAAGCUUGUUUCGAGAAGACAAGUAAUUACAAAAAAGAAGCAUACAUUAGUUCCAAGCACAGAUAGGGUAAGCAGC
Mucor mucedo is the source of this 1150-nucleotide messenger RNA. RefSeq lists its product as uncharacterized. The record is from RefSeq and is a predicted model, not a curated record. Gene Ontology annotation, cellular component: membrane. Gene Ontology annotation, molecular function: hexosyltransferase activity. Bases 1 to 867 code for a protein of 288 amino acids. The transcript is spliced from 2 exons. Lineage: Eukaryota; Fungi; Mucoromycota; Mucoromycetes; Mucorales; Mucoraceae.